Messenger RNA from Penaeus chinensis, 5374 nucleotides. RefSeq lists its product as uncharacterized. The transcript is spliced from 11 exons. Gene Ontology annotation, molecular function: protein binding. The record is from RefSeq and is a predicted model, not a curated record. Bases 683 to 4966 code for a protein of 1427 amino acids. Lineage: Eukaryota; Metazoa; Arthropoda; Malacostraca; Decapoda; Penaeidae.
CAUCGACAUCAGUGGCGGUCGAGCAAGUGGUGAGAGCAGUGGUGAAAUGCUUCUUAGUCGAAGUCUUUUCGUCUUUUCGUUAUCACAAGUGAUAAGAGCUAUGCUGGAAAAGUGGUUGUGUUUGCGGAGCGGUUUAGUGUCCAUGGUAAACGGCCUGCUUUUUUAUUUUUAUUACUAUUAUUAUUAUUAUUUUUUAUAAAUCAUAAUUAUUCUUAUCAAUGUUAAAGUUGUGAUUCACGUACGUUGACGUCAUGGUUUUACGAUAAGACGUUCAACAAGUGUCUUCCUUUUUAUCGGUGAUCAAAGUGUAAAGGAAAUAACUUACAAAUGCGUAUGUGCUUCCAGAAAAAUAAGAAAGUGGAGAGUCAUGUACAGGAGGAGCGGAAAGGAAACCAAAAGUAUUUUUACGAAGGAAAUAUCAACGAACAUUGAAAGACAGUUUUGUCGUCUGGGGAUCCAUCUCCUGAGAAGUAAUGGCAGAGACACAGUCUGGGAAAUUAUAACGAUCUCAUUACAUGACACUCCUCAAAUCUACCACUAAUACCAAUGUACUAGAAACAACAUUAAAGAAAAUAAUAGCAAAUCAACGAGAGAGAAGUAGGACGGUUGCGAGAGGCGAUAUGCAGAGAGCGUGACAGCCAGGACUAGACAGUGUCACAACGACGCUUUACUGAAGGCCACCAUGCUGCUGCUGGCUGCUGUUGCGGUGACUCUCAGCGCCUCGUCCGCCGCACUCGCCCCAGGAUGCCAAGUGACGGGCCGCGUGACGGUGCCGUGGGACUGGUCCGUGGUGGAGGGCGGGGCUUGGGUGCCUCACAACACCUCCCAGAAGUUCGCACAGCUUCAGGUGUCGUUUGGCGGUGACCCUGAAGCCUCCGACUUUAAGGACACCCUCAACCUUUUCACGGCCUCCGCCAUCCUGACGGAGGAACGGGAAUGGCGGCAGGACUACAAGGUGAAAUACGACGAGGUGGUGCCCGAGGGAUGGCUCUCGUUCAGGCUCGAGGUGGCACCCGACUACCGGCUGUACAGGAAGGCGAAAAAUGGCUCUCAAGUCCUGCUGUUUGAGAGAGCCCUGGCCCUUCCCGUGCGUGAGGUCGUUAUUUCUGGAAGCAACAUUACCCUCGGAUGUGACGGAGAUUGGUACGCCUGGCGCGUGGACGGCGGACGCGUUGUGGUGCCCUUGACGCCUGGAGGCAACCAGCUGGUGGCGGUCUAUUCCAAUCGCCGUUUUACGCCCACGCUCGUCCUAGGGGGUCGAAACGUCACGCUGACAGCGAAGCAGAAGGAGAACGCUCGCGGAUUGGACGACGGGAAGGCUUUGUCUCCUUACACAAGUCACGAGUUCUCCAUCGAAUGCUCUGCCGCAACGGCGGGGGUCAGGGAUGACGUAGUCUGCGGGGUCAAGAGGGACGGCGAAGUAUUCCAGCGGCUCGAGUUGCCAACCUUGCCGGGCACAGUGACACUCGAAGGCACAGGGCAGCCGCAGUAUUUCUUCCUGCAGCAGCCCAAGCCCCUCUUGGUGGUUCCUCCCCCUUCCACCCGACCAGUGUCCCCGCGGCCGCCACAUCCUGCCACGACGCCGACGACGCCGACGACGCCGACGACGGCGACGACGCCGACAACGCCGACGACGCCGAUGACAGUUGGGCCCGCCGUGGGCUGGAGUGGCUGGUGGGCGGCGCUGGCGGUCAUUCUCGCUAUCCUGCUUGGGUUCGUCGUCGUCAUGUGUGUGAUUUCUCACUAUCAUCGACCCAAGAUCCAGAAAUACUUCGAAGGGUUCAACCGUAUAGUUGACCUAGAAGAACCGGAGGACGUGGAGGGACAGCUGCUCAUGAACCAGGAACCGGAGGUGGAGCUCAGGAGACCAAAGCUGCUGAGGUCGACUUCAAUUGUGAACACGGAGGACCCUGACGCUGUGUUACCGCUGCGCCUGUGGAACGCUGUGGCAUCAGGUGAGCAAGAGGAGGUUGAGCAGGUCCUCGUGACCCUGGCGCCAGACCCCGAGAAGGCCCUCGAGGGCUGGACCACCUCGCCCUACGAGGAAGCGCACCACCGAGGACACUAUUACGUGCUGAGGACACUCGAGGAGUUCAUGGAGAAAGAGCCCGAAGUUCCUCAAAGCGACUUGAUUCUCAGUGUCAUGCAGACACACACCCGCAACGUUGAGGCAGUGUUCGAGGCGGCGCGCGGAGGCCAGUAUCGGUACGGGGGCGGCGUGGACGUCCUCUUGAGGGCACACAGCCUCCCGGGCACUCUGCAGGACCAGUUCGGAUAUUCCCUUCUCCACUACGCCGCCUCCGUCAAGCUGGCUGACGGAGGGCCCCUGUGGUUGGCGGCCGAUAUCAGGAGCCUCGUCGAGAGCCACCAUGUCUUUGUGAAUGCCGUCGAUUACAAGGGCCGCACCGCCCUCCACGCCCUCGCCGAAGCCGCCAGUGUGAGCGAGCGUAACACCUGCUGGGACGGCAAGGCGCUGAGCGUGAACCAGGCGUGGAUCAGUAUGGCGGCGCUGGUGCUAAGGCUCGGCUGCGACCCGCGUGUUCCCGACCGCCGCAACCACCACCCGGAUCAGCUGGCUAGGGCGGCGGGAAACCUUAUGCUGGCGGAGGAACUGGCCAAGGCCUCUCAGCGCUUGGGCGCCGUCAACUCGACGGAGAAGCUGAGUCAGUUUAAGGACCUAGCGAAGGCGGCCAAGUACGGCGACGUGCAUACCAUGCAGAGUUUGCUGAUGGAGGCCGUGCCCGUGCUGCCCCUCGGCGCCCGCGCCGACCCGCUCCUGGAGGCCGUGCAGGGAGGGCACAGAGACGCCGUGUUUCUCCUGUUCAGUGCCGGCGCCCCCCUAUGCGCGCAGGGCCUCGUAGGCAACACGCCCUUCGAGGUCGCGCACAGCACCAAGGGGCUGCCGGCGCUCUUCCCGGCGCUCGUCAGGAAGGCUUUCAGCGACAAACUGCAAGUAGAAAUAUCGCAGCUAGCGUGCACGGACAAAGACGAAGUCGACCUGAAGAAUGGCUUGGAUACUUUGAAGACCAUUGCCGAAAAUUCGGGCCACAGGCUAGAGGAAGAGCUGAGGACCUGGUUCCACAACAGCAGCUCUCUCAAUUACACAAAGCUGUUGGCGAAGGCGGCCGGCAUGGGACUCACCCUCACCUGUCAGUUGCUGGGCGUGGCAGGGGUGCGCCUCAACGCCCUUCCAGGAGAGGUUCCUCCCCUGGAGCUGGCCCUCAGCAGGCGCCACUACGACACCGCCUACGCUCUGUGUCGGGACCUGAGGAUGAACCCCUACGCCACGGAAUGCGAGGCGAGGGACGUUUCUCAGCGGCUCGUCAACGACCUCCUGGACAGCGAACUCAUGCGUUUCGAGAGGAAGCUGCAGAAAACUGGCAUUGACAAAAUGACUUCUGAAAACCUGAUGACGUAUGCGAGGAGUGUGAAGGAAAAGCAGCAACUCCGGGAACCAACAAAGAACUUCCUCUAUCUGCUGGCGGAACUGAGCCUUGUCACGAUCCUGCACCGGUUGCGGAAACAGUGCCCAAGUUUAUGUAUAGACACACUAGUGCACGAGGGAGUAGGAGCUACCAUGUUGCAUGUGGCUGCUGCAUACGGUAAGACGAACAUGGUUGAAUAUCUACUUUUCCAAGGGGCCAGUCAUACAAUAAGGACUUACGGUGGACUCACGCCCGUCCACUUUGCAGCCACACGAGGCUACAAGGAAUGCAUGGAAUACAUCAUAAAUUACACGGGUGAAGAACCGGACCUAAACCAUGGCCUGUGUCCGAACGAUGUUUUACAAGACUUUGCUGAAAACAUAAAGAACUGUCAUCUAGAUGUGCUGUCGAAGGAAGAAGCGACAGCGAUAGCAAGCGCGAAUGGGAAUCAUCUGAGGGCGAAGCUCAUGCUGGGGAAGAGGUGCGAGGUUCUAGGAAUAAGGAGUGUGCAAGACAUUCAGGAGAUUAUCGAAAAAGAACAGAAAAUAAUCGAAACCAUGAAUUUUUCGGAGAUCAAGAAUAUUAUUGAAAAAGAUGUGAAUGUCUUUUUAAAUGAGAUUACUCAAAUAGAUCCGCGUUUUUCGGGUAAACUUCUAUCGUUUUGCUCAACCAGUGAAAAGAACGAAUUUUUCUUGCCAGAUGAUUUUGAGUUCUAUAUUGAGCUUGAGGAUUACCACGCCCUCCAAGGGGGGUGCAUAACAGUUAUCGAUAAGGCUGGAAAGGAGGCCAAAGACGGUGAAGAAGUAUUCCACUUGACAUCCACUCGGGACGCAGACAUAUUUGAAUUUUCGAGAUUUAAAGAUUCCUUUUACAAAGCUGCCCAAGAAGCUCUCGGCAAGACAGCAUUCAAAAACCUAGCUUUAGUGCCACCGUUCUUCACGCAUUCAUUAGUAGGGGUUUCGCUGUUUGCUCUGUAUUUGGGCAAACCUCGAACCACUCUGGUGCGUGUGUCUGUUACCCCCGUCCUUAAAGUGCCGGUGCCCCACGAGCACCAAUGGCAGCAUCUGCCGGAGAGUGUGCAAAACCCUCAGAACGAAAAGGGCCACGAACACCUUGCUAACACAGCAGAAGGGACAUGGAUAUAUCUCUUUAAUUUUAUGCACGAACAUAUUAUAUCUUAUCUGAAGAAGGAAGAGCUGAUGGUCUUGCAAACUUGCGUGUUCUUCUGCAAGCUCCUUAAGGCCUACUGGUGGCUGCCAAAACGCGAGCAGCGACGCUAUGGUUGUGUGUGGCAGACAUCUCCUCUGGGCGUGGACGUGCCGAGCCCCCGGACUCUGAUCACCCUCUUCUUGGCGGAGCUAAUGGAGGAAGGAGAAGAGGUCCUGAGGAAGGAGGUCUUCGUCGAGAAGGUGAUCUCGGUCUUGCGGAGAGCACCCAAGCCAGAGAAAUUCUCAGGGUCCUUUAAGUCGUCACAGCGAAGACAUCCGAUCGUUGUUGGAGAAGUGCGUGCCAUAAUGCUCUUCUUGAAGGGCAUACAGUGAACACCCAGACACCAGGAACGUCACUUUGAUGAAAUACAGGCUCUGUGUUGUACGAACACUGUAAAGCCGAGUUUGUAGAAAAAAAAGGCUUACAAAGAUAAAGGCUGUGGAUUGUGGCUGUGGCAUUUUCAAGAGUGACAGCAGUUUUACCCGGCCAUUAGAUAUGACAAUUAUCACAUUCGUAUGCGUAAUGAGAGGACUGGAAGAGAACAUCAUUACAGUUGUUGUUUUUUUAUUAUGAAUCACACAAGGUGCACAACUACUCAAACCAGAAGUAAUCACAAAUUAUGUGCUCUAUCUUUUCUUUCAGAGAUGUCAAGCCCAUAUCCAUUCAUUUUAUUUUCUAGUCAUAAAUGAAUUGUCCAAUGCUCAAAUGAUUGUGCAAAUGCCAAAUAUAUAGCCACACUA